UACAUCAGAAAGAGUGAUCGAGCUUCCUAUUCUGAGGAAACAUUACAAAGAGCUCUUUCUGAAAUACGUAAUGGGAAAAGUAAGGCAUCUGUAGCCAAAGUAUACAACAUCCCAAGAUCCACAUUAAUCAAGAGAUUGAAAAAGAAUGCUACUCCUUUGAACUUGGGACGAUUUUCCCCAACUUUCACCCCAGACCAAGAAAAAGAGCUAGAGGUGAACAAUAUCAUCAUCGAUUCAACCGAGAGAAGAAAUUGGCAGGAAAAGACUGGAUAGAUGGAUUUUUCCGUCGAAAUCAACAGCUAUCUUUACGGAAGCCAGAAGAAGCCACGAGUCUCAACAGAAUAUUAGGUUUCAACAAAAAAAAAGUAAAUGAAUUUUAUUCGAAAUUACAGUGUCUUCUCCACAAAUACAAAUUCGAAAGCUCUAGAAUCUACAAUAUGGAUGAGAGUGGAAUCACCAAUGUUCACACACCAGAAAGAAUCAUUAGUGAAAAAGGAAAAAAGCAAGUCGGACGGCUCACUUCAGCUGAACGGGGUACAACUACUACAAUAGUUUGCGCAAUGAGCGCAGCAGGAGAAUAUAUCCCCCUAUGAUUAUAUUCGCAAGAAAAAGAAAAAACGAUCAACUGAUGAGAGGGGCUCCAGUUAAUUCAGUUUCACACCUCACUCAAUCUGGAUGGAUGGAUCAAGAGGGAUUUAUUAUGUAUUUGCGUCAUUUCGCUACUUACUCACACUGUAGUCCUGAAAACCCUGUUUUGCUCAUCCUAGAUGGCCAUGCCAGCCACAAAACUUUAUCAGCUAUAUUAAAGGCGAGAGAGUUAGGAAUACAAUUGCUCACAAUUCCUCCCCACACAAGCCACAGGUUGCAACCUCUAGAUCGCACCUUUUUUGGGCCACUGAAUAUAUUUUAUAAUCAGGAGUGCUCAAGAUUCAUGACAAAUAAUCCUGGGAAACGAAUUAGUGUGUAUGAUAUCGCAGAGCUCUUCAACAAGGGUUACCUAAAAGCCGCAACUAUGAACAACGCCAUCAAAGGUUUUCAAACGACUGGCAUAUGGCCUUUUAAUAAUGAAUUAUUCACCGAAGUUGACUAUGUGAAUGUUUAUGAUAAGGAUAAGGAAAAUAUCAUUAAUUCCGAAAAUACCAUUGAAACUCAUCCACCAGAUAGAGAGCAACCACGGGAGACCACGCCACCUCCAGGAGAUGAAAAUCCAUUGGAACGCUAUCUGAAUACACCGACACGAAACAACGAAAAACCACAAGAAGAGAUUCCUAGCAGCUGCUCUACAAAAGCUUCAAGAUUAUCUAGAGUGGAGGAAAUUUCUCCGCUGCCAAUUGCAACGCGUUCUGGACAGGAGAAGGGACGUAAAGUUCAGAAAUCCGAUAUAUUAACGAGCACUCCUUAUAAAGAUGCUCUGGAAAGUCCACAGAAUGUUGACGGAAAAAAGAGGAAAGCAGCAAGUAAAAAACUGGACAGUGACAAUGGUACAAAGUCUAUUACCAAGUCGAUUGGUACCAAACCAUCUGUUUCCAUCUCGAAACCAACAAAAAAGGCGAAAAAAUCAAAAAAAUAUAAACGAACUGCAUCAUCAUCAAGUUCAAACAUGUCUGAUGAAAUGAGCAUCAGGGAUUCUUCCUCGGACGAUGAUAUUCCCAUACAUUUUUGCUUAAUAUGCAAAGAACAAUUGGCAGAACCUCCAGAUCAAGAGAUCAUUAUGUGCGCCGUAUGCAAAAAUUGGGCACAUGAGGAUUGCACAGAUUUCGAGCCCAGGAAAAAAAUUACAUAUGUGACUUUUGUCGGGCAUAAUUUGUUGUUACUCUUACCCCAAUAUGUAGGGUAAGAGUGACAGUUGCUUGUAAGAAGAAAAUGU
Photinus pyralis (common eastern firefly) is the source of this 1867-nucleotide messenger RNA. RefSeq lists its product as uncharacterized. Gene Ontology annotation, molecular function: DNA binding. The transcript has 2 exons. The coding region runs from base 590 to 1837 and encodes 415 amino acids. The record is from RefSeq and is a predicted model, not a curated record. Gene Ontology annotation, cellular component: nucleus. Lineage: Eukaryota; Metazoa; Arthropoda; Insecta; Coleoptera; Lampyridae.